Messenger RNA from Leptosomus discolor (cuckoo roller), 1346 nucleotides. It is a transcript of the gene RBBP7, whose product is annotated as RB binding protein 7, chromatin remodeling factor. Lineage: Eukaryota; Metazoa; Chordata; Aves; Leptosomiformes; Leptosomidae. Gene Ontology annotation, molecular function: protein binding. The record is from RefSeq and is a predicted model, not a curated record.
CACCCAAGAUGGCGAGCAAGGAAGUGCUGGAGGACACGGUGGAGGAGCGCGUUAUCAGCGAGGAGUACAAGAUCUGGAAGAAAAACACCCCCUUCUUGUACGACCUGGUGAUGACACAUGCUCUGGAGUGGCCCAGCCUCACCGUGCAGUGGUUGCCUGAUGUGACUAGGCCAGAAGGAAAGGAUUAUGCGCUGCACUGGCUGGUUUUGGGAACGCACACGUCCGAUGAACAGAACCACCUGGUUGUUGCAAGAGUCCAGAUUCCCAAUGAUGAUCAGUUUGAUGCUUCCCAGUAUGACAGUGAGAAAGGAGAGUUUGGUGGCUUUGGAUCUGUGACUGGCAAAAUUGAAACAGAGAUUAAAAUUAACCAUGAAGGUGAAGUAAACCGUGCUCGUUACAUGCCGCAGAAUCCCUGCAUCAUUGCUACAAAAACACCAUCUGCUGAUGUGUUGGUAUUUGACUACACUAAACAUCCUUCAAAACCAGACCCAAGUGGAGAGUGUAAUCCUGACCUUCGAUUAAGAGGGCAUCAGAAAGAAGGCUACGGCUUAUCAUGGAACUCAAAUUUGAGUGGGCAUCUUCUCAGUGCAUCAGAUGAUCAUACCGUGUGUUUAUGGGAUGUAAGCGCUGGACCAAAAGAAGGCAAAAUCGUUGAUGCGAAAGCAAUCUUCACUGGGCAUUCUGCAGUAGUAGAAGAUGUGGCGUGGCACCUGCUCCACGAAUCUCUCUUUGGAUCCGUGGCUGAUGAUCAGAAGCUUAUGAUCUGGGACACAAGAUCGAAUACUACGUCCAAGCCAAGUCAUUCUGUCGAUGCUCAUACGGCCGAGGUCAACUGUCUGUCCUUCAACCCUUACAGUGAGUUCAUUCUAGCAACUGGUUCUGCUGACAAGACGGUGGCUUUAUGGGAUCUUCGAAAUUUAAAAUUGAAACUCCAUUCUUUUGAGUCUCAUAAAGAUGAAAUUUUUCAGGUUCACUGGUCUCCUCAUAACGAAACAAUUCUUGCUUCAAGUGGUACUGAUCGUCGGCUUAAUGUGUGGGAUCUGAGUAAAAUUGGAGAAGAGCAGUCUGCAGAGGACGCAGAAGAUGGGCCUCCUGAACUGCUGUUUAUUCAUGGAGGACACACUGCCAAAAUUUCAGACUUUAGUUGGAAUCCUAAUGAGCCCUGGGUAAUCUGUUCCGUAUCGGAGGACAACAUAAUGCAGAUAUGGCAAAUGGCAGAAAACAUUUACAAUGAUGAAGAACCAGAUAUAGCAGCAGCUGAACUGGAAGGUCAAGGAACAUAACUCUUCUUCCUGAAGGAAAUACUGGCUGUGACAUAGUAAUAUAAUUAGAUUAUUGUAUACAUU